CAAUUUCAGAACAGAUUCUAAUUCAAAAAAUUUUGCGCAUUACUUUUUUAUGACAUUACGUGUGAUAUGUGAUGUGACACGGAUGUAAUUAUACAUCUGCGAAUUUUGCGAAGAAAGUACAAAAAAAAGAUGUGUAUAAAGAUAGAAAAGAUAAUAUAACGUUUGAAAUUAAUAAAUAUCUUUAUCUACAUACUAAAAAAAAAAAGAAUCCGGCAUAUGCAACCGGUACACAGUGUAAAUUUGUGCUUUAUCAUGUUGAUAUAAUUACGUGUACAAAUGGCUUUGACAAAAAUUGAAUUUGCGGUACAUAUGACAUGCGAGAAAUGUGUCGAUGCAAUUUCCAAGAGUGUGGCAGAUCUGAAGGGUAUCCGAAAUAUUGAUAUAUCAUUGGAACGUGGCACUAUUAUCGUUGAAACCGAUCUACCUUACUCUAUCAUACAAGAAAGAAUCGAACAAACUGGAAGGCAGACAGUGUUGAAAGGAUAUGGAGAUGGAUUAAGCGCUGUAUCAAUGCUGGGUGGAAACUCAGGAUACAGUGUAGGUGAUCUGAUCAAAGGUGUAAUAAGAUUUGCACAAACUCCAAAGGGAUGUAUCAUAGAUGGUACAGUUGAUGGAUUAACUCCAGGAGAGCAUGGUAUACAUAUACAUGAAUGUGGUGAUAUAUCUAAUGGCUGUGAUAGCGUAGGUGAGCACUUUAAUCCAAAUAAUUCUCCACAUGGUGCUCCCGAAAAUGAUCUGUCUCAGAGGCAUAUUGGUGAUCUUGGUAAUAUCUUAGCAGACACUACAGGCCGAGCUACUUUUCGGAAGAUAGAUAAGUACCUUAAAAUAUCUGACAUCAUUGGUAGAUCGCUCAUUAUUACCAAUGACUCAGAUGAUUUGGGAAGAGGUGACAAUCCAGAAUCCAAAAUAAAUGGAAACAGUGGAAUUAGGCUGGCUUGUGGUAUUAUAGCCAGAUCUUCUGGAUUAUUACAAAAUACGAAAAAAAUUUGUGCAUGUGAUGGUCUUACAAUAUGGGAUGAAAGAGAUCGAGCGCUUGCAAAUAACCAUGAUGAUUAUCUUGAAAAUUAUGCUCUACACGAUACUUAUUUAGUGAUUGACGGCAAUAGUAUAGGAUGUCAAUUGUAUAAUUGGUAUGCAAGAUGCAACUGCGCCUUUGGCGGCGAUUACGACAAGUAUGCACAGUGUGUAGCAAAUUUUUUUGAUGAACUCUUUAUGUGCAAUGUCACUCCAUUGGUCUUAAUCGAUGGCGGUUGCGAAGAUAAGAAACUGAAGACGAUCAUAUCCAGAACUAAUGAGAAGAUUGGAAUAGCAUCGCAUUACACACCACAAUCUCAACAAAGAACCAAAUUCUUUCCUCUACUUAUAAAAGAAGUUUUUAAAGAUGUCAUGAAAGAGAAAGGCGUCAAGUAUACGCAAUGUAUAUUUGAAGCGGAUAAUGUUAUAGCUGCAAUAGCGCGUAUUCUCAACUGUCCUGUAUUAAGUUACGACUCCGAUUUCUAUAUUUAUGGAUCAUUGUAUAUACCAUUCAGUACAUGGGAAAAUAAUGUUCCUAAUCCAGUAGGUCGAGGUUAUAUGAAACGUUGCAAGAUUUAUUGUGCAGAAAAACUUUUCCGAGUUUACAAUGGAUUAAAUCAAUCUUUGUUGCCUCUGGCAGCAAUAUUAUUGGGGAAUGACUAUGUGAAACAACAUACGUUUAAAAACUUUUUUCGUCAUUUGAAAUUACCACGAGCAGGAAAAAAGAAGUACAAUGAGCAACAACGACGUAUAGAUGCUACAUUUAAUUGGUUACGAAGACACAGCUUAAAUCAAGCUGUAAUAGGAAUAUUGAGUAGAUUACGAAAACGGGAACGCAGACAUGUAUUAAAUAUAAUAGAAACUAUAAUAAAUGGUUACAUCAGUGCUUCACUGAGCGUGUUACAUAUACUAGAUGUUCCUACAGAGAAUUUUUCAAGAGCAAAUAUACAAGAUGCAUUCAAAACGUACAAAUUUGAAGGUGACAUAUACAAUCUGACAUACAUUGAGGAAAAGCUAAAUGAAGCAAAUCUAAGUGACGACGACAACGAAACAGACGAAAAAGAAAUAACAACCAUACUUGAAGAGAAAGAGGUGAUUUCUAAUGAAUUGCUGGUCAACAAUUUGCCUCAAUGGUUUAUUAAUGAAUUCAAACUGGGCAAAUAUCCUUCUUAUUUCAUAGAUAUAAUAGUACGGAAAUUAUAUGUUUGCCCCACACAAGUAGAAGACUUUUUUUGUGUCUCGUCUGUCGUUGCAAGUUUAAAAAUUAUAGGUGUUAUUUAUGGAUUAUUGAUAUCAAGUAUUGACGAAAGAAAGACCUGCAUGGAAUAUAUGACCAGAGAUGAGAAUAAGAAAAUUAAGCGUUAUCAGUUAGAAUACAAUGAUAAUAUAUUAGGUUGUAAAUUACCAUCUUUGUUUAACUUGAGAGAAUUACCUAUUAUUAUUAGAAGAGAAAUUUUAAAUACCACUUUGGGAAUUGCUGAUGAAAAUUAUAUACAGGAAAUUCCAUCAUAUUGGAUGUUAUAUAUCGCGACCAUGAAGUAUUGGAUAGAUCAACAACAAGAAUCAUUUAAAUUUACUUGUCAUAUAUAUUCCUUAUUAUUCGCUAUGUUAUUUAACAUAAUAGAUCACAAAGUAGGCCCGUAUAGAAAUUUAAACAAAUUUUAUCAUAGAUUCAGUAAAACUGUGGAAAAUAUUAAAUAUGCGAGAAAAAUGAGAAACUAUCGGCCACAAUAUUCAAUCGAUACUACACUAGUAAAUGCAUUUCAUGAAGUUAAUGCAGAUGACUGCUUGAUUGCAGCUUCAUUUUUUAUAUCUAAUUUCGAAGUUGAUCAAAAAUUAUAUUUACAACCAAAACGGUUCAAUAUUACAGUUGUUCAUGGUUUUGCAGAAUUUCAGAAUUGUUUAAGGCACAGUAUGAACUUAAAUGCAUUAUUGGAAUAUCCAUAUGAACAAACCAAGGUUGCUAAUGUGUUUAAUGGUACAUUGCUAUAUAAUUUAUGUAGCAAUUUUAAAAGGCGCGACGAUGUUGAAGUUUAUAUUAAUUCGAUUUUGCAAAGUUCUCCGAGUUUAUCGCAUCUAUUUAAUAUACUUUUAUUAAAAGUCAAACCUCUAUUUAAUACAGCAUUGGAAAAGAAAUCUAGUAAAUAUAAAAAGCAAAAGACAAAAAGAUAUGAAAAAAAAGAAUCUACUACACAGGAAGAUCAUGAAAAAGAAACAAUAAAGACAUGUGAAAGUACCAGCGAAGAAACUUUUUAUGAUGUAAAUAACUCUUUUUCCGUUCUUGGUGCUACACAAUGUUAGACUUUCUAUUGUAUAUAAUCAAGUUGCAUCUGUAUGUAUCAGAAUUAUGUAUAUCUAUAUUUUAUGUACUAUAUUUUAUAAAUAAACAAAAUUAAUUUAUAUAUAA
Molecule: messenger RNA, 3421 nt
Organism: Formica exsecta
Lineage: Eukaryota; Metazoa; Arthropoda; Insecta; Hymenoptera; Formicidae
Product: protein asteroid-like
Exons: 7
Coding region: 277-3315 (1012 amino acids)
Biological process (GO): superoxide metabolic process
Molecular function (GO): metal ion binding
Source: RefSeq, a predicted model, not a curated record